Molecule: messenger RNA, 3830 nt
Organism: Sycon ciliatum
Lineage: Eukaryota; Metazoa; Porifera; Calcarea; Leucosolenida; Sycettidae
Product: F-box DNA helicase 1-like
Exons: 24
Coding region: 222-3197 (991 amino acids)
Biological process (GO): recombinational repair
Cellular component (GO): nucleus
Molecular function (GO): hydrolase activity; protein binding; DNA binding
Source: RefSeq, a predicted model, not a curated record
UAAAUUUUACCAUGAAUGAAUAGCAACAUUUCUCGUCUCUCUCGUGUUCCAAUCAAACGCGUCCACUCCCACUCGUAGUUCUGUUCUAGUUGCAGAUACUGUACGAGUGAUCAAUACCAGCAAACCUUUCUGCUCGACGGUAUCGGUUUCUCUCUGAGGUGUCUGCCCGAGCCAGCCCAACAACCCUCACAAGCCAGGGCCUCGUUCAGGAGCAUCAUCGCAUGGAUUCAACUGAUCCUUGCAAACCGUCCAAAGUGAAGAACGAAGAAACAGAAGACGGAUCACCAGCAAAGCGACGCUGCUCUCGAGAUUCUACGCUUCAUGCCUCAGCUGCCACCGGUGGCAUCUGUGCGUCGCAAUGUCGACAUAUAAAAGAGUUACCAAGAUCAGUGUUAAAGCAGAUCUUCGGAUACCUGAGUCUGGAUGAUCUGCAGGCAUGCAAGGCAACAUGUCACUCGUGGCAUUCCAUUGCUGCCGAUACAAAUUAUCGCAAGUACAUGAAGAUGUACUUCAGCUAUUGGCAGCGGGAUCCAGCGGUCUGCGAAGCAGUAAAUCAAUAUCUCGGGUCUUCGUACGAGUUGUCACCUUGUGAUUGCCUGUUCUUCUUGAUCAGAGCUGUGGAGGAUGUUGUGAGGCCAGGGUAUUGUCCAGAUCGCGCCACUUUGGAACUGCUGUCAUCCUUUCCUGCAGCAGAGGAAUAUGUCAAGGCGCUCUUUCCGCAGCCCAGAUCGACAUGGCCUCUCGUAACGGCUAUGACAUACUUUGCUAACGGAGUUGAUGAAAUCAUUCAGAUAAUAGAGGCCAGCAACGCGAACUGCCCUUUCAACGACUUCAUCAUCGACUUGUUUUUCGCCAUCGCCUUAAUCCUAUUGGCACUGGAGAGAACUAUCCGCAUAUCCCCUUACUAUCAUUACAAGGUAUACUAUGCGCUGUGCAACAUCAGCAAAGUACCUGGAGACACUGCAGGUAAGACAUUAACUUCAGAGCAGCUGCGUAUCUUACAGACACGACCUGUGCGUGGAGACGUCAUCAAGAUCACUGCUUUUGCAGGCACUGGAAAGACCUACACGCUGGAGCAAAUGAUUCGAAAAUGGGCAUCACCAUCAUACUACAUUCUCUACGUCUCCUUCAACAAGUCAAUUCAAGAAGAAGCAGCGAAGAAUUUUAAUACGUUUGUGGACGUACAGUGUCGCACUAUGCAUUCCCUGGUUCACGCGCGAUAUCCAUUUGAUUUGGAACUGAAGGACCUGCAUUACCGGCUUGGGGCAAUUCGUGAUCUGCUGGGACUGGAUGCCCGUGGUGCAGCGAAGAUUGUCGUUCAGACUGUGAAGAGCUUCAUGGCGUCGGCUGACACUGAGAUUUCCAGGCGCCAUUUGCCGGGCACUCGGAUGUAUCUGCCAGAUAAUCGGCAGAGGCGCAGUAUCGACGAGGUCCUGGAAGCGGCGCGGAGAGCAUUGCCUGAAGAGGUCUUUGAUAACUGGAUACGUGAACAUGAGCCCCUAGAAGAACAGCUGUGCUAUCUGAAAGAAGAUGAUGCAGUGAAGCAUGCAAAGCUGCUAUGGGACAUUGUCAGCGACGCUAAGCGGUUUUACAAGGAGCUGGAGGAUCCUGAUGAGUCUGACCGGCCACACUUGCAAUCUCCUAAAAAGCCGCACUUGCAAUCUCCUAAAAAGCCGUCUGAUCGGAAACUCUUGCAAUCUCCUAAAAAGCCUCGAACUAAGCUAAUAACGGCAGUGGCAUUGAAGGUUUGUCAACUGGAGCAACUGAAACAACCUGACCUGUUCGAUGGCCAAUGCAUUCUUGUUGAUGAAGCUCAGGACUUCACCGACUGUGAUAUUAGUAUGCUAUUGCAGCAGAAAUCGAAUUGUGGACUUGUGUUUGUGGGUGACCCCAACCAGUCCAUAUAUCGCUUUAACCACGUACGGCCGGAAACAUUUCCGUCUAUUUCGGCCACCAAGUCGUUUUCGCUGACCGAAUCUUUCAGGUUCGGGCCGAACAUCGCGUUUCUUUCGUCAUUGCUACUACGUCUCAACAAAGGCAAUGGUGGCAGCUUCUUGACCGGUCUCCUUCCGUCGCAAGCUCAAGAUUCUCUGUGCGGAACUGUGCGCCCACCUCCUGAAAAGGUGUACGUUCUAGCAAAGGAAAACUUGACGCUGAUCGACUAUGCGCUGAACGUGUUUCUGAAUGAUUCCGACUCUGAGCCACCUUUGCGUGUGUACAUCAAUAUGCAGAACAUUUGGAGCAAAUUGAGACGACUGCAGGUGCUACACAGCAUCUAUGCUAACAUGAUGAAUCUCAACUCACCCAAUCAGCAAAAAUCUAAAAAGCAAUACUUCCAGCUAAGGAAUAUGGAGAUGAAAGGCUCUGGCUGCAUGGUCAAAAGUUUUUCGAUUGUGGAGAAGUACCAUUGUAAAGAUCUGAGCAAAAUGCUCGAAGUAGCUAUGUGGAAGGAGAAGGUUCAUACCAAUGAGGAAACAGCUGAUGUUGUACUGUCCACAGUGCAUAUGGCCAAGGGAAGAACUCUUGAUCAUGUCAUCUUGGCAAAGGAUAUCUUUGGCGCUGCCGAGCUAGAUGUGGAACAAUACUUUGCUGGGCACCGUUCCUCUUCCGGGAUCGAAGUUGAGCAGGUCAACGUGGCGUAUGUGGCAUGCAGCAGAGCACGCCACUCGCUUUUGCUCAGCAAGGGCCUAGUUCACUUCUUCGAGCGCUUUGAUCGUAGGUGUACGCUUACCGUGGCAGGUGAUCUCGACUUCUUCUACCCUGAGGAAUCGGGGAAUACUAUUGCAAUGGAGGACAAUGUGUUCCCUGUGUGCGAAGAGCACGCCAGCAGUGAAAGUGCAAAGAUCUGCGUGCUGGGCCACCGUUACCCACACUCGGUUAUCGCGUCGAAUCCCCGUUGCUAUGAACGGCAGGAGUGCGGCAUUACUCCGCACGAGCCUGCUGAUUGUCUAUUUUGUCGGCCGGCGAAGGUGUUUGGUGUUGGCUGCCUGAGGCCCCUGGGCAUAAUCCCGCCACAGGUAUCACUUACGCAGAUUUCAGUUGACUAUGACGCAAGCUUUGAUGAAACUUCCAUUUUGCCUUGUUCCUGUAGCAGCGGUUCGACUUUUCCGAACAUUCUGACGCUACGGAGAGGUGAUGUGUCAAGUUUCGAUGGUUCCUUUUCUCCUCCGGAACUCACCUCACUUGCCACGCUGUAGAUAGUGUUGUGUGACCAUGGACCACAUAGAGUUGGCAAUGCGCACUUACAACUCGUAGAUGUUGCACUGGUUGUGUUGGUAGAGGCGUGCAUGGUACGAAUGAAGCCUCAGCUUGCUACCAAUGCCUUCCUUUUGCUCAAUUGCACACACUGUCCGAUAUGACUGGAGUUCACGGUUUGCCAAAUACUUGCCAUUCCAUGUUCCUAAUCUGGGUUUUUUGUACACACUGCAGUCCUUCCGAAGUAUUAUUUAUUAUCAUGCCUAAAACAUCUGAUCAGUCUCUAUGAAUAUCUGUUGAGCCUCUUGCCGACGUAAAAAUUAAUAAUUUCUGGUUUCCAACGUUUCUGUUACUUUGGUAAUUAUUAUUAAAUUUUUGUUAUUGCUGCUUUCUAUUUCUCAAAGCAUGACAUAUUCUUGUUCAUUUUGGUAUAAUCUACUUUGGUAGACACAUUUUUUUUGCGAUGAAUGAUUUUUGAUGCUUGCUGCUGCUGAUUUUUGGUGCUUGCUGCUGCCUUCAAUCCUGGGUGGUGAUUUUCCCUUAGGUUUAUAAAAAAAAUCAUUAGGUCUAGCGCUCCGCUGCUUAGUGGUCCUGCAUAGCUUCAACGUAGUGCUGCUUAGUUGGGCUCCUUUCCA